This is a messenger RNA of Phacochoerus africanus (Common warthog), 1941 nucleotides long. RefSeq names its product endothelin receptor type A (gene EDNRA). The record is from RefSeq and is a predicted model, not a curated record. Gene Ontology annotation, molecular function: endothelin receptor activity. Gene Ontology annotation, biological process: enteric nervous system development; regulation of blood pressure; vasoconstriction. Gene Ontology annotation, cellular component: membrane. The coding region runs from base 197 to 1480 and encodes 427 amino acids. Lineage: Eukaryota; Metazoa; Chordata; Mammalia; Artiodactyla; Suidae. The transcript has 8 exons.
GCAGCCCGGGCGGCCGCCGCCGCGCCGGAGCCAAGGAACUCGCCACCCACCGACGCCGGCUCGGCUUCCUCUAGCCCGGGCGCCGCGCGCGGACCGGGCAGCCGUCUGCGCCCGCCGAGCUCCACGGUGGGGGAAAAAAAAAAAAAAGAGGGUGUAAACGUGACAGAAUAAGACAUUUCCUCAGAUUUGCAUCAAGAUGGAAACCUUCUGCUUCAGGGUGUCCUUUUGGGUGGCCCUGUUGGGAUGCGUAAUCAGUGAUAACCCUGAGAGCCACAGCACAAAUCUGAGCACUCACGUGGACGAUUUCACCACAUUUCGUGGGACAGAAUUCAGUUUGGUGGUUACCACUCAUCGACCCACGAAUCUGGCCCUCCCCAUCAAUGGCUCCAUGCACAACUACUGCCCACAGCAGACCAAGAUUACUUCAGCUUUCAAAUACAUUAACACUGUGAUAUCGUGUACUAUUUUCAUCGUGGGAAUGGUGGGGAAUGCAACACUGCUCAGGAUCAUUUACCAGAACAAGUGCAUGAGGAACGGCCCCAACGCGCUGAUAGCCAGCCUUGCCCUUGGAGACCUCAUCUAUGUGGUCAUUGAUCUCCCUAUCAAUGUAUUUAAGCUGCUGGCUGGGCGCUGGCCCUUUGAGAACCAUGACUUUGGAGUAUUUCUCUGCAAGUUGUUCCCCUUUUUGCAGAAGUCCUCAGUGGGGAUCACCGUCCUCAAUCUCUGCGCUCUCAGUGUUGACAGGUACAGAGCAGUUGCCUCCUGGAGUCGUGUUCAGGGAAUCGGGAUUCCAUUGGUCACAGCCAUUGAGAUUGUCUCCAUCUGGAUCCUUUCUUUUAUCCUGGCCAUCCCUGAAGCAAUCGGCUUUGUCAUGGUGCCCUUUGAAUACAAGGGCGAAGAGCACAAAACCUGUAUGCUCAAUGCCACGUCAAAAUUCAUGGAGUUCUAUCAAGACGUAAAAGACUGGUGGCUGUUCGGGUUCUACUUCUGCAUGCCCUUGGUGUGUACUGCCAUCUUCUACACUCUCAUGACUUGUGAGAUGUUAAACAGAAGAAACGGAAGCCUGAGAAUUGCCCUCAGUGAACACCUGAAACAGCGUCGAGAGGUGGCAAAAACAGUGUUCUGCCUGGUUGUAAUUUUCGCUCUGUGCUGGUUCCCUCUUCAUUUAAGCCGUAUUUUGAAGAAAACCGUGUAUGAUGAGAUGGACAAGAACCGAUGUGAAUUACUUAGUUUCCUGCUCCUCAUGGACUAUAUUGGUAUUAACUUGGCAACCAUGAACUCAUGUAUAAACCCAAUAGCUCUAUAUUUUGUGAGCAAGAAAUUUAAAAAUUGUUUCCAGUCUUGCCUCUGCUGCUGCUGUUACCAGUCCAAAAGUCUGAUGACCUCGGUCCCCAUGAAUGGAACAAGCAUCCAGUGGAAGAACCAUGAACAAAACAACCAUAACACUGAGAGGAGCAGCCACAAGGACAGUAUAAACUAAAUCUCUAAAGGAACAUUCAUCCAUGUAUUUCAAACCUUAUUGGAGGGGGAAAAAAAUCACACAGCAACUGUGUCUCUGGAAAUCUCUCCUUCCAUCCUUCUCCCAUGAUCGGUCCCAGCUCCAGAAAAAUACUUUCCAAAACAAAGAAGGUUGACUGGCUUAUACCUACAAAUUCAACAAAUCUUAUUAUUUCUUUGAUGUAUCUAAUUUACAUACUCUGCAUGUUAUAUUCAGCCCUAAAACAGUGGUGAUGGUGGAUGUCAGCAAGGGGAAGGGAGAUUAUUCAGUUAAACCAGAAGAUUAUUUACUACCGUUGCAUGAAAAUAGAGUUUUUGAGUACAUGGCUAGCUUUACAUGGUGGUUCUGUAGAAUGUUCAAUAAGAACUGGUCACCAUGAAAAGCUUGGAAAUUAUGACAAGGUUUACUAUUUUUUAAAGUAAUUUUGGUUCUUUGGCCAAACA